CUCGACUGUCGAGCAGUAGUGAUGACACUACAGACUUAGCUAUUCAUACAUAUGUAUAUAUCAAAAGCCUUAACAUAAAUUCGAAAGUUUACAGAAAAUUUAAAUGAACUUGUAAGCCGGAGAACUGGCAAGUCAUUCGCGGCAUCAUACGUUGCAGUGAAAUUGCGGUGGAUUUAGAUAUUGUCGAUGUGAAUUGUGAAAGCUUACUUGCUAAAAUUACUCUCCAUUAUUAAUCAUGGCUAACAAUAAAGCAGGAAAAGUAGAGAAGAAAAAUAGUUUAUUAGUAAAAAUCUAUCUGUUGGCCUACAAUUUUUUGCAAGUUGUUGGUUGGUCAUACAUCUUAUAUCAAUUAGUUAAUUUUUAUUAUAAAAAUGAGCAUGAGAAGAACACUUUGUGGAAUAAUGUGUACAUAUCAGUUAUCAUUUUUCAAAAUGCUGCUGCUUUAGAAAUCAUACAUGCAGUAUUUGGAUUAGUAAAAUCAAAUCCAGUUGUUACAACAUUUCAAGUUUUGAGUAGAGUCAUGGUUGUUUGUGGUGUUAUUAUUGCGACUCCUGUUACAUAUGCUGCUGCAUCUCCAGGACUGCCAUUAGCCUUAUUCGCCUGGUCUAUAACUGAAAUAAUCCGAUAUGGAUAUUAUUUUGCAAAUCUUGUUGGGCAUGUUCCCCAUUUUCUUGUUUGGUUAAGAUACACAACAUUUAUUGUACUCUAUCCUAUUGGAGUAACUGGAGAGCUUCUGUGCUUUUAUGCAGCAACAAAGUACACAAAUCUAAACCAAAAAGCCUAUAGUUAUACUCUUCCUAACACUUGGAACUUUACAUUCAGUUAUCAUUACUUCCUCAUCAUAGUCAUGCUUUUAUACAUUCCACUUUUCCCUCAACUCUACUUGCACAUGUUUUCUCAGAGGAAAAAGGCUUUAGGAACAAAUGAAAAAAUUUCUAAAAAAGUUAAUUGAAACAAAAUAAUGUUACAAUAUCAUGAGUACAAACUUCAAACUGGGAUAAUGAGUAUAUUAGAAUUUUUGUAAGUUUCUUGCAUUGAAUGAAUUAUUAUCUUGCCCUAUGUUAUUGUACAUAGUUUGUCUUGGAACUAACUGGUUCUAAAAGGAAAUGUUUAUAUAAAUCAUCUAUACUAUUGUUAUUUUUAAGUUUUUAAUAAUAUUUUAGUAAUUAUAAUCCAACAUUGGGAUUAAGGUAAUAGUUUAUACUUUGUAACUUUUUGUUUGAAAAAUAAAAACAAAAAAUCUUCAA
This is a messenger RNA of Trichogramma pretiosum, 1247 nucleotides long. It is a transcript of the gene Hacd1, whose product is annotated as very-long-chain (3R)-3-hydroxyacyl-CoA dehydratase hpo-8. Lineage: Eukaryota; Metazoa; Arthropoda; Insecta; Hymenoptera; Trichogrammatidae. Gene Ontology annotation, molecular function: 3-hydroxyacyl-CoA dehydratase activity. Bases 236 to 952 code for a protein of 238 amino acids. The transcript is spliced from 5 exons. Gene Ontology annotation, cellular component: endoplasmic reticulum membrane. The record is from RefSeq and is a predicted model, not a curated record. Gene Ontology annotation, biological process: very long-chain fatty acid biosynthetic process; fatty acid elongation; sphingolipid biosynthetic process.